Molecule: messenger RNA, 991 nt
Organism: Papaver somniferum (opium poppy)
Lineage: Eukaryota; Viridiplantae; Streptophyta; Magnoliopsida; Ranunculales; Papaveraceae
Product: protein usf-like
Exons: 5
Coding region: 111-842 (243 amino acids)
Molecular function (GO): hydrolase activity
Source: RefSeq, a predicted model, not a curated record
GGAUUUAAGAAAUGGCAUCACUAGCUUUCGCUAAAACCUUUAAUAGAAAAACCUUUUCUCUAGCAAGAACACUCUCUCCGAUCACUUCUAGACUCUAAAUUAGAUCAUCAAUGUGUACCUCUGUAACCCCUGAUUUCAAGAAAGUUCAGAUUCAGCGAGACGACCUUAGCUUUGACGCAUAUGUUGUUGGCAAAGAAAAUGCUCCUGGGAUAGUGGUACUACAAGAAUGGUGGGGUGUUGAUUUUGAGAUCAAGAACCAUGCUAUUAAAAUUUCCCAGUUGGGUUCGGGUUAUAAAGCACUCAUUCCGGACUUAUAUCGUGGAAAGGUUGGUGUUGAUGCUGCAGAAGCUCAGCAUUUGAUGGAUGGUCUUGACUGGCAAGGUGCUGUUAAGGAUAUCAGUGCCUCAGUUAACUGGCUCAAGGCAAAUGGUUCAAAGAAGGUAGGCGUGACAGGAUAUUGCAUGGGCGGAGCUCUCUCCAUUGCGAGUGGUGUUUUGAUUCCUGAAGUUGACGCUGUUGUUGCGUUUUAUGGUGUCCCUCCACAAGAGCUUGCAGACCCUACCCAGACCAGGGCACCUGUGCAGGCACAUUUUGGUGAACUUGAUAACUUUGUUGGCUUUUCAGACAUCACGGCAGCAAAAGCACUGGAAGAGAAACUAAAAUCAUCUGGCUUGCCUCAUGAAGUACACAUUUAUCCAGGCAGUGGACAUGCUUUUAUGAACAGAUCCGCUGAAGGUAUCAAGAGGAGGAAGGAAAUGGGUUUGAACGAUGAGGAUGAAGCAGCGGUAGAUCUCGCCUGGUCUCGUUUCGAUUCAUGGAUGAGCCAAUACUUGUCUGUAUGAGUUUGAAAGCAGUGUUCAUGUUUUAUUCUUGGAUCUAGUCCUCAUACUCUACUAUUUCUCUGGAAGUAUUUGAGCUAGUACUCGCAGUCUCGCACGCACCUAAUAAACCUUUAGCCUUUGGUGAUUGAACUUUUUUUUUCCCUGUUGCU